Trichoderma asperellum CBS 433.97 is the source of this 280-nucleotide messenger RNA. The record is from RefSeq and is a predicted model, not a curated record. Lineage: Eukaryota; Fungi; Ascomycota; Sordariomycetes; Hypocreales; Hypocreaceae.
AUGCCGGCAAUUGGGAGCUCAGGCCUCUUUAGCCGCCAAAGAAAAAAGGGAAAAAAGGAAAUAAAGGAUCGAGACCAGCUCCAAGACCGUGCGCACUGGCCAGGUACAGGAUACAUGCGCAUAUACGGAUCGCUGCCCGCCCUGACAGGAUACUGCCCCAAGUACCCAGUACGGGCCCUUGCGUGUUGAUGGUAGCGCCGCAGCGUCAGGUCUCCGUCAUUGGCUGUUUUGUGUACAGUGCUGCGUGUUGGACAGUUUUGGACAAGAGGAGACCCGAGAG